Messenger RNA from Anopheles funestus (African malaria mosquito), 1964 nucleotides. RefSeq lists its product as uncharacterized. The record is from RefSeq and is a predicted model, not a curated record. Gene Ontology annotation, biological process: actin filament polymerization. The coding region runs from base 352 to 1602 and encodes 416 amino acids. Gene Ontology annotation, cellular component: actin cytoskeleton; cytoplasm. NCBI's taxonomy places the organism in Eukaryota, Metazoa, Arthropoda, Insecta, Diptera, Culicidae. The transcript is spliced from 5 exons. Gene Ontology annotation, molecular function: protein binding.
UGUCCGCUGUCAAACCAAUUCUCCCUUUCGCGAGAACUGUCAAUACAGACAAGAAGAGGCAGAAGCAGAAAAUUAUUCUUGCUGAAUUUUCACGGCUUUAUUGUCCAGUAAAGUUAUUUUUACCAAACAUUUAACGUGAAUCUCCCUCACCCUCUCCCAAAGACGUACUUCGUACAUUGCGACCACCGGUGAUUGAAAAAGAAGUUGGUAAAAUAAUAAUCGCUUGUGCUGGGUGCUGCACUUUAUACGCAAAAGUUUGGACGACCUUUCUCAGUUGGGGUGUGUUUGUGCGUGUUAUGAAUUGUUUGCGGGCGACACUACGGUCGUAAUGCAAAAUUCAAAGUAAUAUGCAUGGACAAUUUUGGAGAAACAGUGCUUAGAUUCGAGUGUUUGCCGGAAACGAAACGCAAAAUGCACGACAGAAGGGCGGCCGUGUGUUAUGGGCUGGUGUACAUUCUCUGUACCCAGGUGCUGUCCACCAAUUCACGCACCUCCACGCUGUGGAAGUUGAAUUCGGAGGAGGGCAAAAUUGUCAGUGUGUCCGGUGGUACGAACUGCAAAUUACAGAACACCGGAGCAAAGGCCACAGAAACCACGGCCACCACUGGGGAAGGUGUGUUUGUUCCGCACAUUAACAACGUAGAGGAGCUACUGAACCCGUAUCAUCCCGAGGAAGAUGAGGAGUCAACGUUUCACAUAAUCACUACCACCGCGGCUAACUAUCGCGAUAAUACAUGGAGGCGGCAUGCCCGGGACAAGAUUAUAGUGAAUCUAGCAAAGGCCGCUUCCGACAUUACGUCCAAUGCAAACACGAAAGGAACCAGCGUCAGUGCCGAAUCGGAUGUGCUGGAUUGUGGCAAACCAGUCAAUUUCACGUACUACGAUGAUUUGAUCGGUGUAGCACAGCGCUACAGCCAUCCGAUCGUACCCGAGCCGGAGGUGGCGUACCUGUUUCUGAAGAAAAAAGGUCCGAAAUCGUUGAAAAACUUCGACAUCGAUGCACUCGAAAGGCGCUUGCGGAAGGCGAAAAGCGAAAAACCACGAUCAGUGCAGCUCUACAAUCAAAUUGGCAACUUUUGGCGAAUAAAGGGCGAUGCGCGUCAUUCGAUUGAAUGUUUCCGCGGUGCGCUUGCGAUGGCACCGACGAACGCGGAAGUUUUGCUGAACCUGGCCCGGGUGUUGUUCAAUCUGCAGUAUUUGGAUGAUGCGAUACACCUAACCAGACGCUCGCUGGAAGUGCAGCCAAGGGAUCGAAGCGCAUGGCGGCAGUAUUUUACGCUGGGUGAAAUUUUUAAAGCGUACGGCCACUUUCAAGAAUCAGUUAACCACUUGCGGCAGGCAUUGGAGCUCUAUCCACAGUACGAACCGAUCAAGAAGGCAAUUGCGGAUGUGGAGAAUAUUUCCGCCUCGUCGUUACACAUAUUUACCAUCAUCAUCAUUAUUUUCUUGGUGAUGUGCGUGCUAUAUGUGAUUCUUUCGUCAAACGAAAGCAACCAGAACAGCCACGAACUGGAACAGAAGGCGACCCGGCACUUUAACCGUGCCAUGGCAAUGCGGUCGUUAAAGGGCUUCACGCAGCGUUCGUUUAAAAAUCGAAAGUAAAUAUUUAGCCGUAUUUUGAAUUAAGUUUUUUUUUUGUUGCGCGCGUGCGAUUCCUGGAUGCAUGCUCUAAAUCUCUGUAUCACGUAGCCGUAUGUGUGUAUUGUGUGCAUGUGUAUAUCGCUCCUAGUGGAAGGCCCAGGUUCGGAAGGCAUAGAAAAGGAGAAGAUAAUAGAAUUAAUAUAUAAGAUGAGAUUCGUGAAAAUCUUCCGUAAUGCCACACGCGCGCGCAUCGUAGAAAGGAAAACAGUUAGGAGCUAAAUGGUUGGAGCGUCUGGCAACACUUAGCGAUCAUCGUACGCAAUGCAAAGCCGCUCUCGAUUACAAAAAAAACAAAAACGGCUUUAUAAUAAUGCACCUAUCGC